Messenger RNA from Schistosoma guineensis, 2808 nucleotides. Lineage: Eukaryota; Metazoa; Platyhelminthes; Trematoda; Strigeidida; Schistosomatidae. The record is from the annotation of a GenBank genome assembly.
AUGGAAAUAUUUAGAAAAUAUUUAGGUGGUUCGACGGAAUCAGACGAGGUUGUUGGAGCUGAUAUUGUGGAUAAGCUUGUAGAUCGCUACCAGUCUUCAACUAGAAUUGAUGACAAGAGGGAUGCUUUACGGGCCCUGAAAGCGAUUUCUAAGAAGUACCGAUUGGAGGUUGGAACCCAAGCAAUGAUUAUCUUCUCUUCAGUCCUGAAGAAUGAUUGGGAGGAUUCGGAUUGUGUAUGUUACGCCUUGGAAGGCCUUUAUUCUGUGAUGAACGAUGAAAUAAGCGAACAAGUUGAACCUCAUGAGUUAGUCAAUAUACCAACUGACCUGGGUGUACAGUUCACGGAAAUGUAUAUGAAGAACACUGAGAAUUACCAAACUUUAUUGUCACUUUUGGAUGCACCUGAGAGUUUUAUUCGACGGAACGCUAUGCGGUUGCUUACAGUGCUUUCUAUCAAUCGUCUAAAAGAUACUCAAAAUGCUCUCCUUCAGUGUCGUACCGGAGUUUCAAAACUUGUGGAUAUACUUUCAGACACUCAUGAAGUUUUACGGAAUGAUGUCAUACUUCUUCUAACGGAACUCACCAAAGCAAAUGCUAACAUCCAGAAAAUAGUAGCCUUUGAAAAUGCUUUCGAUUGGUUACUGAAAAUCAUAUAUUCUGAAGGUCUGUGUGAUGGUAGUGUGGUUGUAGAAGAUUGUCUUCGUUUAUUAUUUCAAUUGUUAGACGGUAAUCCAUCUAACCAAGUCUUGUUUGCAGAAGGGAAUUUUAUUCAGCGUCUUUCGCUUUUAUUUGACUUGCAUUCUACUGAAAGUACACAGUCACACCUUUGGUCUGCACAGAAAGUUGUCAAUGCGGAGGUAGCUAUGCAGGUUGUUCAAACCUUGGUAGCGCCUUGUAAUAAAGCUCAAUUAACGCGAAACUGCCAGAAUGUGAUUUAUGAUUGUGGUCUUCUAGAAAAACUAUGUAAUAUUGUGAUGAUUAGUGGUGUUCCAGCAGAUGUCCUAACAAAAUCAAUCUAUGCUUUAGCGGACUCAAUACGUGGAUGCCCAAGAAAUCAAGAAUAUUUAGCAAAUUUAGUUACACCUUCAGAGCCCCCUCAAUCUGCUGUGAAUGUGCUACUCGUAUCUAUGUUAAAUAAGCAUCAAUCUGUAGUUGUGCGUGUAGCUGCGCUAUACUGCUUUCAAUGUUAUCUUGCUUCCAAUCAUCAAGGACAGAAUGCAAUUGUGAUGACAUUGCUGCCUAAACCUAAUGAUGUUCCACAGCUUGGUGUUAGCGCUGGUCAGUUGCUUUGUGGAGGAUUGUUUUCCGGUGAUUCAUCAGCUUGGUUUUCUUCAAUAGCUCUUCUUCAUUGUAUCCAUGAUAAUGUACAGCUUAAAGAAGAACUUUUGCGCGUACAUUUAUCUCCUAAUGAAGGAGCUCUACCUGUUACCCUUUUUCAUCAGUGCUUUAUAUGGCAACAACAGUGUAAUCGUUUUCAAACUCGCAUGGGUUUACUGCAAUUAUUAUGUACUUGGUUCACAAACUGUUCUGAAGCAAUAAGAUGUUUUUUAAAUCCAUCAUCCGGUACAGGAGAUGAUCGGACAGAAUCAGUGAAUCGUGGCUCGUAUUUAUGGACGCUUAUUGCAGAAGCAUGCGCAGUGGAUAAUGACGAAAAUGAAGCAUUAGUUCACGGUUUGACUACAUUAUUAGUUUGCAUCUGUGUAAUUUACAAUCCUGGGAAUGUAAAUGGAUUUGAAAGAUCAACAUUAUAUAAUGCCCUGGAGAAACGCAUCGGGAUAGAUAUGAUUUUAGAACGUCUAAGUCAAAUAUCCAAAGCUGAAUCAUUUAUUACAGCCUCAAAAAAACCUCAAAUAUCUGUUCAGUCUACUGAUGAUUUAAUAUUUGAUUAUACAUUUACACGUUUAUUCAAACGAUUAGAAUAUGAAGUAAUGCAUACAUUCCAGUUGGACAGUAAUAUUAAUGGAGUAAAGAAUUGUACUUCAUUUAGUGAUAAUCACCAAAAUAGUAAACCCGUUGAUCCUACAAUUACAACAGUAAGUAAACAAUAUGACGAGAAGCUGGCAAGACAGGAGAAUGAGAUAACGAUGUUACGUAAUCGUAUAAGUGAAUUAGAAUCUCAGCUGAAUACUUGUCGUUCUACAAUUAAUAGUAAUACUCCAACUGAUGCAAAACAGAAUAACAUGGUCAAUGAAGAUCAACUACAAAAAUUAACCAUAACUGACAAUGUUACUAUUCAAAAUUUAGAACAGAAGUGUUUAAUGCUUGAAAAAGAACGGGAUAAUCUACGUGGUGAACAUGAAGAUUUAUUAUUACUUUUAAAUGAUCAAGAUGUAAAAAUUAUGAAAUUGUGUAAACUUGUUAGAGAGUUAGGCGGUCUUAUACCAAACGAUAUUGAAUUAAAUAAUGUUAAUGAUUCACAAAUUACAGAUAAUCAUCAUAAUCAAUUAAGUAAUGAAAAUACUAAUCAAUCAUUAUCCACAUUUCAAACAAUUCCUUCAACUCUUCAACCAGAUACAUUACAGUGUCCAACAAAUUUCUCAUUUACAACUUCUGAACUAACUUUAUCAUCUAAUUCAAUAAGUAUUUCAACACCAUCAUUAUAUUGUGUUUAUGAUGAUAAUAAAUUACUUCAUACAUCACCACCUCCAUUAUUAUCUCAUACUAAUUCUAUACAAAAUGUAAUUAUGUCAACAACAGUAACAACAAGUCAAUAUUACUGUCCACAAGUAUAUUUUAAUGCUGUAACACAAAACUAUCCAUGUUCACCAUCAUAUACAAAUACACAAUAUUUUCAUGUUAAACAAUAA